Messenger RNA from Drosophila serrata, 12879 nucleotides. RefSeq names its product ubiquitinyl hydrolase 1 puf (gene puf). Gene Ontology annotation, cellular component: nucleus; cytosol. Gene Ontology annotation, biological process: protein deubiquitination. The record is from RefSeq and is a predicted model, not a curated record. Gene Ontology annotation, molecular function: cysteine-type deubiquitinase activity. NCBI's taxonomy places the organism in Eukaryota, Metazoa, Arthropoda, Insecta, Diptera, Drosophilidae.
CGCCAGCGGAGCACCAUGUGCGAGGUUUGCGCCGACUUUCAGAAUCUCCUUGAGCUGUACGAGGUGCGCGUGGCCAGCUCAGAUCUGAAAUUCCAGCUGCUGCUGAAGAGCGAGAUCGAGACGACGUUCAACUACAUCCAGUCUUGGCCGCAGCGCCAGUGCAUGUGCCUGUACCGGGACACCAAGAACUACGAUCGGUUUAACCUAGUGGUGCAGUCGCUUAUCUGCCUAACGGUACAGCACCUGAAGCACAUCGAUCAUCUCAUCGACAACUACAAAAGGCUCACUGCCAGCGCGGCCCAGGUGGUGGCUCAGGCGCAGCAGCAGCAGCGUGAAGAAGCAGAUGCCCAAUCGGAGGCGGCAAAGGAUGCUGCCACUACCUCCACUACCCCUGUCACUGGCUCUGCCGCUGGUUUGGAGGAUGGCAAAAAGGAAGAGCCGACCGGCAUCGAGGAAUCCCAGGGUUCGGGCGAUGGACCAGCCAAGAAGCCUCAUACCCCAGUGGGUCCCAGCACUCCACCGCCACUGCCGCCGCCGGCGACACAAAAGGCCCACCUGCAGUACACCGAAGAGCCAUGGAUCCUGCCUGAGGUAGAGAAGCUGCUGGUGUUAGUGUCCAAGGUGUUCCUCCUCAACUUCCCGCUGUACAUUGCCCAUAAGCAUGGCAUGCAUUCGCGCCUCGACGACCUACAGGCGGAGGAGGCGCACCACCUAGCCCUCAUCUGCGAUCUGCACGACAACGACCUGCCCAUUUAUCUUCUGCGAAAUGUGAGCCUCUUCUGCAACUCGGGCGGCUUUGGAGCCAUGUCGCUGUGCUUCGAGCACCCCGACCUGCCGGUGUCCACCGCGCACUCGAUGACCGCCGCCAUCUCGAACGUGAAGCUCUGGCUGAACUACCACUGCAACACGCAGCUAUUUGUGCCGCUGCGCAGUCGUAUCCUGCAGUACAUGUGCAAGCUGUCGGACCAAAGCUUACGCUCCGCUGCCACUCGUGCCAUGGCCGACUUUGUGUGGUCCUCGAUGCGUGAUCCCCUGGACGUGACUGUAAACUUUGACACCGAGGGCCUGGCCCUGGCUUUUAAGUACUUUACAUCGACGACACUGACCAUGCGACUGGCAGGCAUGGCCCAGAUCAACGCGCACAUUAACCUCUUCAACGAGAUCUGCACCACGGAGACGGUGAACGAGGUGGAGUUGUUUGGCCAGCGCAUUGCCAAUUGGCUGACUGAGAACCACAUUGUGCAGCACCUGUUCGGUCCGAAUCUGCAUGUGGAAAUCGUGAAGCAAGCGCACGUCCUGCUUAAUUUCCUGGCAGUGGAAAACCAGAUCUCCGAAGAGGACAUCAAGCUAAUCUGGCAGGCUACACAGCUAAAGCAUUGUUCCAAGACGAUUUACGACAUACUGCCCUCGCUGGUCAAGAACUUAGCACCGCGCCCGGCCAUGCACCUAUACUCGCUGCUCUGCCGCAUGGAUCCCAAGGAGCACACCGAGCAGAGCAUCUACAUUGCGUCGGCUCUGACGAAGCAGCUGUGGUCCCGAGACUGCUCGCGUAGUCAGAUAAACUUAAUGCAAGACCACCUGCUGGGCUCCAAUGUCACCGCCUCCAGCUCCGACAGUGGAAGCAUCGAAGGCAGCAAUACGGAGGACGACCACGUCGCCGACGACAGCAGCAUAGCAAGCGGUGGCGGUGGCGGCGCAAUUAUCGGCCAAAAGAGUCCCAUAGAUGGUGUAACGCCAUGCAAGCAAGCGCGUCAUAGACGACACGUUUGCGACCCCACCACCGAGAAGGGAAACCCAAUGGGAGCUGAGGACAUGGCCAAGGUCGACAUGGUAAAUAACCGCAUUGUAAACAUCAUUGACAACACCAGCAGCGAAGAGGAGCUGCAGUCGCGAGCCGCCCUGGAGCUGCAGCUGCACCGCAGCCGGAAAAAGACCAGCAACAAGCGACGCCGCCAAAAGGCCAGCAAGCAACUAAUGCUUCCGCAUGAGCUGGUGGAGAUAUGGGACGGAGCCGAGGAUGUCCCUAGCAGCGACGAGGCAGAUGCCGACGGUGAUGGCGACGGUGAAGGUGAGCUUCUGGCGGACAGCGACGAGUGCAGCGAUGGAGCAGCCAGCCAGCUGGUGCCGGACGCUGUUCUUAAGCAUCUCCAAGGCGAAGGACCCUACAUUCGAGCCAUCGAAACCAACAUCAGUGAACUGCUUAGCGGGGCCGAGAACGACGGCAGCUACUCCUCCCCCAUGAGCAACAAGUCGGAGAAAAACCUGGCCGACUUCGAUGACGAGGACGUCUCGCCCUGCGAAGAGGAGCUAGCCCAGUUGGUGAGCUCCCGAGCCAAUUGCCGCGAUGUUCCACCAGCAUUUGCCGCCGCGGCCGCCGCCAUGAUGGUAGCCCAGUCGGCCAUGGCGUUGCAAAAAUCCGGAGAGUCGAAUGUGGCGGCUGCUGCUGCUGCCGUAGCCGCUGCUGCGGCGGCCACUGGCAAUGCCCAGCAGACUUUGGCGGCCAUGAACCGUCAGGCCAGUGUAGCAGCCGCCGCUGCCGCCGCCGUGGCUGUGGCUGCUGCAGCUAAGGCCAAGUCGGACUCGGACGUGGAUCUGUUGGAGGUUAGUCCCUCUGGGGGCAAGCAGCAUCAAUCGCCGAAGGCGAGUCAGAUCAGUGGCCUGACGGUGCAGCCCUCCUUCAAGCUGAACGAUGUAUGCCAGCCGGGAAACACGCUGCUCUGGGAUCUGCUACAGGACAAUAAAAUCGGUCAACUUGGUGAGUCUCUGGCCUUGGAGGCGGAGAAGGCCCUGGCCACGCUGCUGUGCUUCAGUAUGGACCGCCAGCUGCGGACCAAGUUCAUCGAAGGUUGUCUGUACAAUGUGGCGAACAACAGGAGUGUCAUAGUCAGCCUGCGCCUGCUGCCUAAGCUGUUCGCCUCGUUCCAGCAGUUCCGACCCUCGGAUACGCAUUCGAUGACCCUGUGGGCAGAGCGCAAUCACCGCAUGAUGCAGAGCUUCUUCAACAACAUCCGCCACUAUGCGCGCCGUCAUGCCGAACAGUUGGCCACCCAGAAUGGCGAACAGCCGCCGCAGCAGCAGAUGUACUCGCACAAGACCCAGGUCUCUGUGCGACUGCAGUUCCUUUCCUCGAUUUUCUCGUCUGUGGGCUCGCCCAAGAGCUUUCGACUGACGCUGGAUCAACUGGACGCGUUGUGGGAGUGGCUGGCUCACGAUCCGGAGUGCGCCGACUGUUACUUUUCGUGGCUGCAGGCCCAGGCCAAAGGUGGCGACCAGCACGCCCUCGGCAUCGAGGCAUUGCAGCAUUUGUAUCUCAAGAAACUGCCGGAGCUGCGGCCCGAGGAGUUCUCCAUGGUGGCGCUAGGCCUUUUUCAGCAAUUGUGCAGCUUUGCUCGCAUUGCAAUGGCCGAGUACGACAAGCACAGCGAGCAGAUCUCGUCUAGCGCCAGCGCCGUUGGUAUGUACCACCUAUGGAAGAUUGCCCUGCGCGCCCAGAGCAACGAGGUCUCCCUAGCGGCUAUCCAGUACAUUAACAUGUAUUACAUGGGCCAGCAGCUGCGCCUCGAGAAGGAGUUCGUCUCGCAGUGCAUGGACAACCUGGUGCAGACGGCAACAGCCUUGGAGAGUAUGGACGAUGAGAACGCUCUGAUGCGGGUGCAGCGUGGCUUGCUCUUGUUGAACACUCACCUGGAUACGUUCCGGCGGCGCUACGCCUUCCAUCUCCGCCGCUGGGCCAUCGAGGGCAAGGGCAUUGGGUCGCACAGUAACCUCAAGAAUGAGGGAGCGGGCCCGCCGUUACGGAUCGUCCUACAGCAGGCUGGACUCUCCGAGAAAAGCGUUUUGCAGAUGCACGCCUGCGAUCUAAUCGCUGACCUCAAGGCGGAGGUGUCCAAGUGGUGGGAAAGCCUGCAAACGGGCCUUGUAGCUCCAGUGCUCGGUCUGCUGCUAAGCGAUGGACCGUUGCGCAUCAUUACCCAGGGCCAGGAGCUCACCUCUGACUACGACGAACGUAGCCUGGGAGAUGCUGGCUUCAAGGAUAACCAGAUUGUCUACGUAUCGCUGGGAGGACGUGGCGCCAGGCGAAAAGAAUCGAACCUGGAGCACCCGUCGAUGCUACCACCACCACCCAAGGAGUGCCUGCCCACGGUUCUACUGCUGCAACCGAAGUAUUUCGAGAAGUUGUUCUGCCUGAUGCAGACCCUGGGCGACAUGAAGCCCCAAGUCUCAGCCGUAAAUCUGCAGCAUCACACCAAGGCCCAACUGCUGUCGCGCCGCGUGUGGGAUAUCCUGGCCAUGCUGCCCACCAAUCCACAUAUUCUGGACGCCUUUAAGAGCCUAGUAACGGAUCUCAGCGAACUGGAGCAGCUGGACGCUGCCGGGGAGGAGGAGCAGCUGGCCACCAAGCGCAAGCAGAUCAAGCAAAAAUUUAAGGACCUUCUCGAUCCGAAUAAUCUACAGAAAUUCAUGUACUCCCUGCACAUUGUGGAGAGCCUGGCUCUAAGCAGUUCCCGGCGUGGAAACGAGUCUAAUGGGAGCCUGGCCAUUGGCCAUUCUCCCGAGCAAAUUCGUGUGAAGAAGUGCUCGAUUGGUAGGCGACGAAACAGCAACGAGCAGCAGCCCCCUCCGCCAUCCACCCCAGAUUCCAAGCCAGGCAAAGAGCAAGGCGAGCUGGAGGCCGCGCUGACACCCACACCCACUUCUGGCCAGCAGGAUGCGGAGACGGAGGCCAGCAGCAGCAGUGGCGGCGACAAGGAGAAUCAGCCAAAACAGCACAGCAAGCGACAGAAGAAGGGAGAAGCUUUUGAGCAACAGGAAAAGGAGCGGCCACUGGGUUGCUCCACGCCCCCGUCCCCAUCCCCGGGGGCUCCUCCGCCACCGCUAGCCGCGUUGGAGAGAGGCGACAACAAGUGGAGCGAGGCGUUCGUCAAGUGCGGAGGUCUCCGGCACCUCUACGAGAUCUUCAGCGGCGGCCAACUGCAGCAGAGCGCCCAUCCCAAGGAGUUGGCUCUGAACGAGUGGCGCCAUGACUGCUUGGCCAGUCUGCUUCGCAUCAUCUGGCUUCUGGGAUUCGAGGAGCUGCAUACACCAGACGUGCAUGUUCUGAUGUCUCAGCCACACACCUUCAUGCUGCAGUUGAUGGAGGUGCCGGAGUGCCUGGCCCGCCUCUCGUCGAUCCUUAAUGACGAAGUCUAUCAGCAGCAGCAGGUGGCAUCAGCCAGCUCUCUGGUAUUUCCCUACCAGUUCCACCAGCUACGCACGGGCUUCUGGGGCCGGGCCCAACUCAUCCAGUUUGCCAUGAACAUUCUGGUGAGCUUUGUGCACGCUUCGGCAGAGGCUAGAAGACUGCUGUGGGCCCAGGCCGAUGGUGAUCACUGCCGCUGGCUGCAGAAGUUCAUUCUGGAGGAUCCAGAGCCGGCCGUGCGGCGGGAGAUUUGCGCCGGUCUAUAUCGCAUUUGUCUGGGACACGCGCACAGCUAUCGACUUUUGCUGGUCCCGCUCCUGCACAAACUGAUAGCAUUAUUGCCCCUAGCAGAGCAGAUGAGCUCGGGUGCCCAGCACACGCAGUUCCUGCUAUCCGAGGAGGGGAAGGAACCGUACGGACCCGCCUGCCGGGACUACUUCUGGCUGCUGGCUCGACUUGUUGAUACCCUCUCGGCGGAAAUGGUGGCUGAGGAGCACAUCGACAUCGAAAUGCUGUGCGAAAGCAUCUCGCAGAGCAUCCUCACGCGGGACUACUUCGAGCUGCGCCACGGCUUCCAGGACGACGGACUGGUGGGGCUGCUUAACCUCAUGUCCAACCUGAUCAAGUACGACACCACCUUCAAGUACACGCCCAAGGCGCUGUCCUUCAUCGAACAACUGAUUGGCUUCCUGUUUGACAUGCCCUCGCCGGCGGAUCGCCAAAAGCCCAAGUGCAAGUCGGGCACUUCUCGUGCGGCCGCCUACGAUCUGCUGGUGGAGCUGUGCCGCGGCUGCGCCACUAACUACGCCUAUCUCCAUGGACGCCUCCUGGCCCAGCACAAGUCCGGACCCAAGCAGCCCUAUCCCUGGGACUACUGGCCGCGCGACGAGGGGCGCUCCGAAUGCGGCUAUGUGGGACUUACCAAUUUGGGCGCCACCUGCUACAUGGCCUCUUGUGUCCAGCACCUGUACAUGAUGCCGCAGGCGAGGGCGGCCAUCCUGCGGGUCCCCCAGCUUGGCGCUCAGAAGCACGGACCCACGCUGCUAGAGCUGCAAAGGAUGUUCGCCUACCUGUUGGAAUCCGAACGAAAGGCUUACAACCCGCGGAGCUUCUGUCGUGUGUACCAGAUGGAUCACCAGCCGCUAAACACGGGCGAGCAAAAGGACAUGGCGGAAUUCUUCAUCGAUCUGGUGUCCAAGCUCGAAGAAAUGACGCCCGAUCUAAAGCACUUGGUCAAAAGGUUAUUCUCCGGAACCCUGAGCAACAAUGUCGUGUCCCUGGACUGCGGCCAUGUCUCCCGCACAGCUGAGGAGUUUUAUACGGUGCGCUGCCAGGUGGCGGACAUGCGCAACCUGCAGGAAUCCCUGGAUGAGGUAACCGUGAAAGACACGCUGGAGGGCGACAAUAUGUACACCUGUUCGCAGUGCGGCAAGAAGGUGCGAGCUGAGAAGAGGGCCUGUUUUAAGAAGCUUCCCCAGAUCCUGUGCUUCAACACCAUGCGAUACACCUUUAACAUGGUAACCAUGCUGAAGGAGAAGGUAAACACCCACUUCUCAUUCCCACUGCGGCUGAACAUGUGCCACUACGUGGAGAAGACCUUGAUGCCGCAGCAGUACAAGGAAGAGCGAGAGAAGCGGCUAAAGGAGCGGGAGAACGAUGAAGCAGAGUCCGGCAGAGGCGAUGAGAACGACAACGAAAAGGCGGAGGCCUCGCUGGACGCGGACAUUGAGGAGUGCUACGAGUACGAGCUGGUGGGCGUCACCGUACACACGGGCACUGCAGAUGGCGGUCACUACUACAGCUUUAUCAAGGAGCGAACGAAGAACAGCUACCAUCCGCACGAGCGCUGGUUCCUUUUCAACGACGCUGAAGUGAAGCCGUUCGAUCCAUCCCAGAUAGCAGCCGAGUGCUUUGGUGGCGAGAUGACGAGUAAGACUUACGAUUCGGUAACCGAGAAGUAUUUAGACUUUAGCUUUGAAAAGACCAACUCCGCGUACAUGCUGUUCUACGAGCGGCGCCUGCCGGAGCACCUGCAGCGCCGGCACUCAGAGCUGCUGGUCACUCCCACACCCAGUCCCACCGUGGAGGAGAAAUCGGAGGUCGAAGAGCCCACCAAGCUAGAGACUAGCGUAACCAGUGAGAGCAAGUUGGAAGAGGAUGUGAAAGUAGACAACGAGGAUGAAGAUGAGAAGGAUAAGAUGAAGAAAAAUGAGCAGUCGGCUAAGGAAGACAACCAAAUGGAGGCCAAGCCUAAUGAGGAAGAUCUACAGAAGACAGAGUCGCCAGCAGUGGGUAAAAGCGAACAAAAUAAAUUGGAGAAAAAGGGGGAUACAGCAGAGGAAAAGUCGAGCGAGAUGAGCCAGGACGAUGACGUGGAGAAGACAACAGCCAAUUGUGAUAAUCAUAAGCCAAGCAACAAUAGCCACAACAAAGCCAGCAACGACCCGCAGCCCUCCACAUCGAAGGCUGUCCAGAAGCUGCAACUAUUUCGUCCAUUGCUAAAUAAGGAGCUAGAGGAUUGGAUCUGGCAGGACAACCGCCAGUUCCUGCAGGAUCGCAACAUCUUCGAGCAUACAUAUUUCAACUUUAUGUGGCAGAUCUGUGGCCACAUACCCCAAACCUUAAUAUCGGAGUCGGACGUCACUUGCAUGGCCGCCAAGCUGUCGGUGUCGUUCUUCAUCGAGACCUUCAUUCAUGCAAAGGAGAAGCCCACCAUGGUGCCCUGGGUGGAGCUUCUGACUAAGCAGUUUAAUGCCAGCCAGGAGGCUUGCGAAUGGUUCCUUUCGCACAUGUCACUGGAGCCCUUCUGGCCCGUUCAGGUGCUCAUCCAGUGUCCCAACCAGAUGGUGCGACAAAUGUUCCAGCGCCUGGUCAUUCAUGUAAUCCAACGGCUGCGUGCCUCUCAUGCGGACUUGUAUCUGGAUGUGGAAACGGAUGAGGAUGACAAAGAGUUGAUUGGCCAGGCCUCGUGCGUGACCCGUUUCAUAGGUUCGCUCAUCUCGCUGCUUGAGCACGGAGCCCGAUCUCACCUGCGCCACCUCUCGGAGUAUUUUAGCCUGCUGUGCGAGUUCUCGCGCAUGGGUGACGAGGAGGCCAUGUUCCUGCUGCGCAUUGGAAUACUCAAGAGCCUGGUGGACUUCUAUUUGGGCAAUAAGCAAACGGAUAGCAUCGACAUCAGCUCGGACAACGAGGACAACUCAUCGGACGAGGCGCUGUCGGUUGAGAAAAUGCGGCCCGCUUCUCUGGACAAGAUGAUUGCCCUGUGCGCCAGCCUGGUGGAGAGAUCCCGCGGUGCCGACUUCCGGCUGCGUUUGUCACCCAAAGACUUCAACGCGAUUGCCGGCGGCAAGGGGUUUCCAUUUUUGUAUCAACAAAUAAAGGACGGCAUUAAUCCGCACCAGACCAAGCAUUUAAUCCACGCUCUCUGCCGCUGGGACGAGCGGCUCGCCACGCAGAUUAUUGGCAUGCUCUUCGCCUCAGUGACCAAGCACACGGAAUUGUGCGCCCCAUUCUUCAAGCUGCUCACCCUCCUCACCGAGACGCAAGCCGGCCCAGUGGGCCUGCCGUGCUUCACUCAGCUCAUCCUGCCGCGCAUGUGGGACGCAGCCGAGUAUUGCCCACAGUCGGUGCUCGAUUGGUUGUCGUUGCAGGCCACCAAAAACAAGAUCGCGCACACCUGGAUUCUUCAAUCCGCCGAACAGUGGCUGGAGCAGUUUCUGCUGGCCCAUGACAAUACGCGUGUGCGUAACGCUGCCGCCUUCCUGCUGGUCGCCCUGGUACCCUCACAGCCCUUCCGGGCCAACUUCCGAGCCCAUUCGCAGCACAAACUGCUGGCCCUAAAUCCGCACAGCUAUCGUGACAUCAACAGCGAUGCCCAGGUGGUGCUUCAUCAGGUGAUCACGCUGCUCCUGCGGCUGCUGCGACCCGCAAGGGUCUAUGCGGAUAUCGGAGCCCAUGGCACCACCAAGCUGACAGCCUACUUUAACCUGCUCAGCUAUUGUAUGGUUUCAAAGACUGAAAAACUAAUGAUAGGUUCAUUCAUGCGCUCCCUGUGGGAGCUGUUCCAUCCACGGCUAUCGGAGCCGAGCGUGCCGGCCCAUCACAACAAGCACGCUCUCCUGACCUUCUGGCAUCACUCACUGGUGGACUGUCCAGAGAACGCUGCCCAGGUGGCCAACUGCCCGGAGAUAACGCGCAACAUAGCAUUUAACUACAUUUUGGCCGACCAUGACGAUGCCGAGAUAGUCACCUACAAUCGAUCCAUGUUGCCCGCCUACUACGGCCUGUUGCGUCUGUGCUGCGAGCAGAGCCGCGCCCUCACCCGCCAGCUGUCGCAGCACCAGAACCUGCAGUGGGCAUUUAAGAACAUCACGCCGCAUCCCACCCAGUACGCGGCCGCCGUGGAUGAGCUGUUCAAGCUGAUGGCGCUGUUCGCCACCCGCCAUCCGGAUGCUAGCGAGCAGGAGAAGCUCGAUGUCACCCAGUUUCGGAGGGCGGUGAUCGUGUCCUACACCAGCAGCCUGGAUGCUCGAGUAUCCUGGUCCACGCUGAUCAGUGCACUGAAGAUACUGGUGGACAACGAGGAGGACCGCACCAUGGUGAUCUUCAACGGCGGUAUCGAGAUGUGCUUCGAGGCGCUGCACACUCUACAUUCCAUGCACCACGAGGCCACCGCCUGUCAUGUGGCCGGGGACCUGUUCGACCUUCUGGGGGAACUUCUGCUUCUCCUGGCCACUUUGCGCACGCGCACUGACAGUCCGGCACAGAAAAAGCAGCAGCAGCAACAGCAGCAGCUGGAGCAGCAGUUGCAGCUGCAACAACAGCAAAUGCUUCAAAAGCAGCAGCAACAGCAGCAGUCCCAGAGCCAAACGCAGGCGCCCCAAACGCCGCAACAGAAGGAAAAACAACUGCAACAGCAGAUGCAGCAGCACCUGCAACUGCAGCAGCUCCAACAGAUGCAGUUCCAGCAGCAGCACUUCCUACGCCAGCAGCACCAGCAUUCGGCUUUGGCUAAGGCCCUGCCGGAUGCGGUCAAGCGGCUGGCCACGUUGCUCAACACCUUCAACUCGCCGGAGAUCAGCCGCAUGGCCCUGGAGGUGCUCAAGGAGUUGGUGCGGAACACCAGCCUCGAGGCCAUUAGCAUUCUGGCCCCCAUCCUGAUCAACUGUCACCUGUCCGUAGCGAAUGCCCCCAAUGCCAUCGGACCCCUGGGACCGUACUUCCCCCGUCGCGGGGCUAAGCACUCGCCUUGGCCCCUCGGCGCCAAGAACUCACCGCGACCGCCGCGACCCAUGGUCCAGAUGUGCAUCGCCCUGGCGGAGUUGACGCCGCGCGGCUUGGAUGCGGAGUACGACGCGCAAGUGGAGGCGUUCUACAGACCCUAUCACGACUUUAUUGACGUUAUGAUGCGGAUGUGCGUAAACACGGGCACGCUUAACGACACGCUGGUUAAGCUGCAAUGCCUGGUGGCCAUCGAGUCGACGCCGCUCCACUUUAACUACUUUCCAAAGUUCUGGGUGGGCAUCCACAACAAUGCCCUAACGCACAAAUACGUGGAGCUGCUGGUGAAAAACCAGUUGCUGGUGGAAUACUUGCACAAUGUCCUCAGGGACGAGCGCAGCAUGCUCAAGGAUGCAUGCGUGCGUGAGUUUCUCGAGCUGUACUACCACAAGGUGGCAGCCCAGCUGCCGGUGGCACGCAUGAUCUACACCAUCAACUACGGCAUGCACUCCAAGGAUGACAUCGACGAGCUGUGCGGGGAUCUGUUUGCCAUUCGAAUCAUUGCCCAGGCCACCGGAGUGCCGGCCUCAGUGCGCAAGGAGCUGCGAGGAUCUCUGAGGGCUCUUCAAAACAAGAGCGAAAGGUUUAGAAAGGAGUCGGAGCGAGAUCAAUUUCCGAACAAGAAGCAAAAACGCGAGACCCACAAGGACAAAACGAAGGAUCUGGCACAGCUUGCAGAUGGCGACGACGCCCUUACAUCAGUGGAUGGCGUCGACAAACCAGCAGAUGUCUCCAUGGAGACGGUCGGAAGCAGCAGCAAUGAACCAGAGACUUCAGAUGGCAGUGCCAAACCGCCCACACCAGCCGGCAGUGACGACGAGCAAAUGGAAAGGACGUCAAUACCCUCAUCAGAUGACGAGACCGAGCUGGAGGACGAGCUUGAACCCACACCGAAGCGCAACAAAAAGGCGUCUAACAAGAAGACCGCUCAAGAUCGUCUAAACGAGGAUCGGGAGAAACGUCUGAUCACUCUGAUAACCAUGGAAUCGUACAUCCAGAGCAUUUUCGCCAUUCUAAAGAGGGAUUCAAGUCUGUCCAGUACGGGGGUGAAUAAAGAACCCAAUGAGGAGGGCUCUGCAGAGGCCUCCACAUCAGCGGCGGCAGCUACAAAAGCGUCCCGACCCAAGGGAGCCUGCACUCCGCCCGAACCUAUGCCGGAGGUCAGCGAUAUUAGGUGCAACAUGGAGACAGAGAGGGACAUGGAGACGGAGCCGCAAUCGCCAUCGACCAGUCAGACCAACGGCAGCCAGCCUGCGGAAUCCCCAGCAGCGAGCAGUAGUGGAGACCCCACACCUGCUGCCUCGUCUACCGUUGCGUCCACGUCCCAGGCAGCGAGUCCGACACAGAUUUAGUUGUCAUUCAACGAUUUGCUCAGCAUUUUGUUUUUCGGCAAGCCGCUGGACUGAUAAUGGGCACCAGGGGGCGACUGGCCACGUCGCCGGAGCUCCUAACUUGUAAGAAUUUUGUGGCCAAAGGUCAAUGUUACACAAUAUGUACUCAUAAGCAACCCAAGGUUGGUGCUAAUGGUGGGCUUGGGGGCGAAACAUACCUAAAUAAAUCCGACAGACGAAAGCUAUAAGAUGUCUAUCCCAGGAGACCAGCUCAAGUUACAAGUGGAAACGAGUCUUGGACCUGUUAGACACUUAUUUAAGCUUAGCCUAGCAGCAUCUAACAACAAAUAGCGAGGUAACUCCACAGAUUCAAUCACAUUCACGAAGGAAACACACACACAUAUAUUCAAUAUAUAGCAAUAAAUGUAAUUAAGUUAAGACUUCCUCCAAGCACGAUGAUUCCCAUCCCCCUUUCAGAUGGAAGUUUAUUAUGAAAACCAUUGGAGAAAUUUGUUAUGCCAAAAAAGUAUAUUAAAAACAUGUGAAUUAGAGGCAGCACUAGAACUACAAAUUGAUCGUUUGAAUAGGAGAGCGAGCGAACGGCUUACGAGACGCUAAUAUCUAUAUAUGUUGUAUUAGAUCCAUUAAGUAUCAUUUAUGAAACGAUGCUAAGAACAUUUGCUUACCUUUUCUCGUCCUAGUCCCCACUCCCUGUUCCCCCCAAUGCACCAUAAAUAAUACAUACGUUAGAAGUGAACCGAUAUUAUUAUAAUAGAGCGUAAAGAACCAUUUUAAAUAUUGGAUGUGUUGCAAAUAUGUCAUAAUCAUUUUCAAUUGUAAAUUGCAUAACGCAAGCCGAUCGAACGGAAGGAUAAAAUGUAAUGUUUAGCACGUAAGAAGAGAGUUGUCCCAGAGUGAAACACAACAGGACAAACAUUGAUAAUGAUUAAACAAAAAUAAAUAAAUUUAAACAAACGAAGAGCGGGUCGCAUAUAUUGAUAGUUCUAAGCACACAAAUAUAAACAAUCGAAGUCCCCACAAACCCAAUGUAAUGUUGAAAAACAAAAACAAAACAAAAAAAAAUAGAAA